GUGAUCCGACCCACUUGAAUUCAAACAUAGACGGUCAACCUCACUUGCCUACCUACUUCGCGUCUCUCAAAAGUCUUGAAAUAUUGCUCUACAUUUGCUGUACAUUAUGAUUUUUGGAGACUUGUCUGCUUAUGUAUUCGUUGACGGUCAGGAGCUUCCGGAGUAUGCUGCUGUUGUUUCCAGCACAUCGACGGAGAACAGAAUAACCUGCUGGAUUGCAUCGGAAGAAGGCAAGAAAUUUGGAGUCAGGUGGAUGAACGCAGCUAAGCAGUCCUGUGGCAUCCAAACAGCUGUCUCCGUUGACGGUGUUCGUUGUGCUAGACAAACUGUGCGCCCGAGCUGGGUCGGCAUAAAGGAAUGCACGUACUGGGGCAGUGACUCAGUCACCAGAGAUUUCAUGUUUUCAAAACUUGAGCUUACUGACGAUGACUCAAUGCUCGGUGAUCCAAGUUCGAACGACAUAGGUCAGAUCGUGUUGAAGGUUGCAACGGGGGAGUACACGAAGACGCAGGUAGUUAAACAUGGUAUAUCGAAAAAUCACACUCUCCGUGUGCAAGAAAGCAAGGUGCAUGAACGGUCGAAGAAGGCGUGUGCUCAUCGUGUCGUCUUUGGGGACGAAGUUCCCCGACAAGUAAAUUAUCGGUCAGGUCGUCCCACAUCCCGCACCGUGUUCAAACCGGAUAACCGUCCUACGACUGUUUUCGUGUUCAAAUAUACACGCUUGGACAUUUUGCAGGCAAUGGGCAUAGCGCCAUCGACAUCAGAUAGCUCAAGCAGGGAGGAGGCAAAUGACGAUGAUGAUGAAAUAGAAAUCAUUGACGGACCAUAUGCGCCUUCAAGUUUGCCAUUGCCCUUAAAGGAUGUGAAGCCCCGAAUUCAACAUCUUGAGAUGGAGCUCCAGCAUUUACGCACCCAGUUGGCCUCAUCUGAGGACCGGAAGCUCUCACGUGUUAAUUUGAAAUGCGGGGUUUCACGACGGCAGCAAACCACUAUGGAGGUCCUCGAUUUGACCGAGGAUUAGCUUUCGUCUGUCCUCGUUCAGGUUCCGGCUUGUAUGCCACCGCUCUGAGGUAAGCAUUUGCUAGAGAGAUUAUCUCUAAUGCAAUUCAAUUCCUAGGAACUCGAUGUUUUGCAAGACAGGGCACGCUGCAUAUAUUUUUUCUGUACAGCUCAAACUCAUUCACACUACUAUGGACACAUGUAACAGUACUUUGCAAAUAUUGGAAGAAGACUUCUUAAUCUUCAGGUUGUGGAUUUACGCUCGUCGCUCAUUAUGAUACUUUGUUGUAUACUCACUGUUAAUACACUCCAUUUGAAUCUACUGAAUCAUGCUUGAAGAUUACUAGCUAAGUAUAUUGAGUCAACUACAAGUGUUCCAUGCCGGG
Messenger RNA from Suillus subaureus, 1385 nucleotides. RefSeq lists its product as uncharacterized. The transcript is spliced from 6 exons. NCBI's taxonomy places the organism in Eukaryota, Fungi, Basidiomycota, Agaricomycetes, Boletales, Suillaceae. The coding region runs from base 107 to 1021 and encodes 304 amino acids. The record is from RefSeq and is a predicted model, not a curated record.